CACUGUCUCCUGUCACGUGGUGUCACAUCACAUAUUAAAGAUGCUCUUUGUCUCGUUUCUCUGCAGGAAAUCAACCAAUCCUGUCGUCCACUCCUCUGCAGAUCCUCCUCUACCUCAACUCCUGGUACUUUGCAGCCUUCUACCUGGCAGAGAUUCUCAUGUUCAUCUAUAAAGGGAUUUCUCUCCCGUACCCAUCAGAUAACCUGGUUCUGGACGUGGUUCUACUGCUCAUCUUCCUCGGACUGGAGACGCUCAGGAUCUUUUAUGGUUGGAAGGGGAACCUGUGUGAACGCUCUCUGGCUUCGUGUGCGUCGAUCUUCAUCCUGCUCCCCUGCGGCGCGCUCGCCGUUUACUUCCUGCUGCUGCAGACCUUUGUUCUGCGGCUGGAGUUCAUCCUCAGCGCCGUCCUGCUCUGCUUCUACGCCCUCGAGCUGCUGCUCGGACUCCUCUCCUUAUCUGCUUUCUCCAGGUCCAAAGUUUACUGAAGAACGUUCACCUGAAACAGAACAUGACGACAGAUCAACUGUAAAUAUAAAACACUGCUGUUAAAUACUUCUACUGUUUGAUACCAAACUUUUUAUAAAUGUAUCAGUGCUUUGAUCUUUGUGUAAAUAAAUUCUGGUUCAUUUUA
Paralichthys olivaceus (Japanese flounder) is the source of this 631-nucleotide messenger RNA. The record is from RefSeq and is a predicted model, not a curated record. Lineage: Eukaryota; Metazoa; Chordata; Actinopteri; Pleuronectiformes; Paralichthyidae.